This is a messenger RNA of Ipomoea nil (Japanese morning glory), 1047 nucleotides long. RefSeq names its product EG45-like domain containing protein 2. NCBI's taxonomy places the organism in Eukaryota, Viridiplantae, Streptophyta, Magnoliopsida, Solanales, Convolvulaceae. The coding region runs from base 45 to 449 and encodes 134 amino acids. The record is from RefSeq and is a predicted model, not a curated record. The transcript is spliced from 3 exons.
GGCAAAUUAUACACAAACAUCUCUCGUCUCAUCUUACGUAAAUCAUGGCGAUUAGAUUCAUAGGAAUGAUGUUGUUUUUAGCUCUAAGUUUACUUCUUCUAGAAACCAUUGGAGUCCUGGGAGAUAUAGGCACAGCCACGUCUUACAAUCCCCCCUACACACCUACAAGAUGCAAUGGUAAUCGAGAAGACCAAUUUCCUGCGGGAAACCUGUUCGUGUCCGUAAGUGAGGGCCUGUGGGAUAACGGCGCCGCCUGCGGCCGCCGCUAUAGGCUGAGUUGUUUGAGUGGUAACAACAGACCGUGUAAGGGAGAUACUAUUGACGUUAAGGUGGUGGAUUUUUGUGGCAAGAGGCCUUGCCCAUCAACUAUUGUAUUAUCUAAAGAUGCCUUUGCACAAAUCUCACAUUCUCCUCAAGCCAAAAUCAACAUUGAAUAUAUCCAGAUAUAGGAAGCUGAGAGAACAAAUAUGUUGGAGUAUACGUGUCAUUAAAUUAUAUACUCAUGGCUGAGUAACAUUACAUUCUCUUUCAAAAUUUUCUUUAAUAUUAUUCACCUAGCAUUGUUUGAUUAAAUAUUUGUGUAUAUAUUUAAUUAUUAAGUGAAUUUAUUUUUUAACUCAUGGUGAGAUAAUUGGUCAUUUCGUGAGUGAGCAAUGAAGAUACUUUUGGCUGCCAAAAAUGGGUCAGUUAGAUGUAGAUCCUACUUUAACUUAGGCCAUGGUUAUAAAUGAGGUUAUCUCUUGGGCUAAGGAGUGUGAUUGGCAGAAGUUGGUGAUCUACUCGACUGUCAAGUAGUUUGCAAGAUGUUGGAGGAUUUUUUACCGAACUAUUAUUAUAUUGGAUGCAUUCUCCGUGAUUGUUAUAAUCUGAAACGACAUUUUGUUAAUGUGUCGUUCUAUUAUGUUUCUAGAUCAGCGAAUACGUUUGCUCAUGCAUUAGCUAGAGCGGCGACUUCUCAGUCUGGUCCUGGUUCUUGAUUUUUAUCCUUUCAUGAUUAUAUUCAGCAUUUACGUUUGAGUGAUUAAUAUAUCACACUUUUCUUGGUUU